This is a messenger RNA of Purpureocillium lilacinum, 1713 nucleotides long. Lineage: Eukaryota; Fungi; Ascomycota; Sordariomycetes; Hypocreales; Ophiocordycipitaceae. The record is from RefSeq and is a predicted model, not a curated record.
AUGGCAGUCCUGUGCACCAUUGUGUCUACUUUUCUCAUGCUCUCCGCCCACGUUCUGGCGACAGCAGUUCCACCACAGCAAGCUCCCGUUGUGGACUUGGACUAUGCUCGAUAUAGAGCUGCUUAUAAUGUGAGUUCACACGGGUUUAUAGAUUUCGAAACAGAGCACGUUUACACAUUCAGAAAUAUCCGAUUCGCGGAUCCACCACUACGUCAACAUCGGUUCCAGCCGCCUCGACCCGUUUCCACUGUGGACAGAAAUGUGAAUGAUGGGUCCGUUGGGUUCAAAUGUCCGCAGGCUUUUCCUCGGUGGUAUCUCGAGUCGCGUGCUCAUGCCGCCGGUAUAACCACCGAGGCGCUCCGCGAUAACCUCUUGAACGAUACUACCAUGCAUGAGGACUGUCUUUUUCUUGACGUGCACGUUCCCAAAUUGCUUUUCGAUAGCCGAUGUGGAGUGCGUUCAGGGAAGGGGAGUCGCCAUCUCCUGUUAUGGUUUGGAUCUAUGGCGGUGGUUACGUAUUUGGUGAGAAUUGAAACACGAAACGCAAGAGCUUGCGCUCAUCACCUUCUUCAAGGACAGAAAGACUCCGCCUCCUUUAAUCCCUCUGGACUUCUCGCAACCUCGACAAGCGAGCACGGUGAAGGCGUCAUAUUUGUGGCAUUAAACUAUCGCUUGGGGUUGUUCGGGUGGCUCAACGGCCAGGGAGACAAAGACAUCUUUCCCAAUACCGCCCUCCAGGAUCAGGUUAAAAAGUAUAUCCACCUCUUUGGCGGUGACCCAGACAGAGUCACUGUAUUUGGCGAGUCAGCUGGUGGAGGUAGCGUCAUGCACCACAUCACUGGAAACCGCCAUUCAACAGUGCCGUUUGAGCGGGCAAUAAUCCAAAGUCCGGGAUGGCUUACAUCGCUUCCAGUAGCACAAAUCUGGAACCAAACACUGAGUGCAGCCAGCACACGGGCGGGACGACCAAUUACAAAUGGAACGGACCUUGUCACCCUGGAUUACCCGACACUACUUCGUGUGAACAGCGAUAUUGUUUACAAGUCCAACUACGGAGACUUCGGCUACGGCCCGACUGUUGAUGGCGGUUAUGUACCAGCUUUUCCGGGCGUGUCGCUGCUGAAGGGGGAUUUCGACAACUCAGUAGAGCUGAUGCUUGGCCAUAACUCCCACGAAUCCGAUAUUUUUACGUCACCAUUAAUCGACAGCCGCGAAAAAAUUGUUACUAAACUUCGCUCUUCGAUAUAUGGAAUAACGGAUUCGGCGAUUGAACACAUUCUUACUGUGCUAUACCCACCACCUCGACAGACAGAUUUAUAUACCACGGAGUACGGCCGCGCGGCUUUGAUGCUAUCCGAGUAUACGUUCGUCUGUAACACCCGAUACUUAGCAACCUCGUUCAAAAACGCAACUUGGAACUAUCGCUUCGAAGUUCCGCCUGGAAAUCAUGCGCAGGACCUUGCCUACACGUUUCAUAAACCCGGCGACGCAAAUGUUAUUUCUCGGCUCGCAGUCCAGAUGCAAACGUACUUUACGAAAUUCGCAGCUUCAAGCAACCCAAACGAGCCCGGUUCAGCCCCAAAAUGGCAACAGUACGGGAAAUCUGCUAGAAUUGCUACGUUUGGAAGCGACGGUGUAGGGACAGCAACGGAUGAUGCAAAGAACGACAGAUGCAUUUACUGGCAGAGAGGGACUUACACCACGCAGCAGUGA